GCGCCCCUCGGGGCGUGCCGCCGCCAUGAGAUUGCUGCGGGCGCUGCUGAGAAGCGUCUCCCCGGCCGCCACCAUCCCUCAGCAGGUGGAUUUCUACUGCCGCUUCUCCCCGUCCCCGCUUUCCAUGAAGCAGUUCCUCGAUUUCGGAUCUGACAACGCUUGUGAGAAAACAUCUUUUAUGUUUCUGCGACAAGAGUUGCCUGUAAGAUUGGCCAACAUAAUGAAAGAAAUAAGUCUGCUUCCAGACAACCUUCUUAAAACACCUUCAGUUCAGCUUGUUCAGAGUUGGUAUGUCCAAAGCCUUCAAGAGAUCCUUGAUUUUAAAGACAAAAAUGCUGAAGAUACAGAAGCUGUUUCUCGUUUUACAGAUACUGUGAUAACGAUCCGGAACCGUCACAACGACGUCAUUCCUACCAUGGCUCAGGGCGUGAUAGAAUACAAGGAUAACUAUGGGGUUGAUCCAGUGACCAGUCAGAACGUGCAGUAUUUUUUGGACCGCUUCUUCAUGAGUCGGAUUUCAAUCCGAAUGUUGCUUAAUCAGCACACUUUGUUGUUUGGAGGAAAAGUUGAAGUUAACCCAGCACAUCCCAAACACAUUGGAAGUAUUGACCCUAAAUGCAAUGUGGUUGAAGUUAUAAAAGAUGGUUAUGAAAAUGCAAAGAGCCUCUGUGACUUAUAUUACAUGAGUUCUCCAGAACUUGUACUUGAGGAGCAGAAUGUAAAAUCACCAGGGCAGCCUAUGCAAGUAGUGUAUGUGCCAUCACAUCUCUACUACAUGGUUUUUGAACUUUUCAAGAAUGCAAUGAGGGCUACCAUGGAACAUCAUGCAGAUCGAGGAAUUUACCCUCCAGUUCAGGUCCAAGUCACCUUAGGCACUGAAGAUUUAACUGUGAAGAUGUGCGAUCGUGGUGGUGGUGUUCCUUUGAGAAAAAUAGACCGAUUGUUUAACUAUAUGUAUUCAACUGCACCGCGUCCCCGUGUUGAGACAUCACGAGCAACACCUCUGGCUGGAUUUGGUUAUGGUCUACCUAUAUCACGUCUCUAUGCUCAGUACUUCCAAGGAGAUCUGAAGCUCUAUUCUCUAGAGGGUUACGGUACAGAUGCUGUUAUCUUUAUAAAGGCUUUAUCAACUGAGUCUAUUGAAAAAUUGCCUGUAUAUAACAAAUCGGCUUGGAAGCAUUACACGGCCAACCAUGAAGCGGAUGACUGGUGUGUCCCAAGUAGCGAACCAAAGGACAUGACCACAUUCCGCAGUACAUAGCAGCAGGAGCCCGGGUGUGCUGAGCCAAAGAGGUCCUGGCUCAUGUGGUCAGCUUGCUUAGUACCACUGUAACAUGUUUUAUGGGGAAGGAUGCAUCUCCACUCAACUGGAGUCUGAAAACCGUAUCUGCCUAGAAUAUUCUACAGUGUUUAUUUCUAAGAAGUGAUGUCUUUCCCUCUUUGCAACUUAAAUUACUUUAGGAAAUGCACCUUAGAUUACUUGAGCAAAGUCUAGUGAUAAAAGACAUGAACAGUGUGUUCAAAUAUUGUUCUGUUUAACUACCAGGCAUUCCAGUGAACAAUUGAUGGGAUGUAUUGUUACUUCAUACACCUCCUCUGGGAUCAGUUGCACUAGCACAGCAUUUUGCUCUCAAGGACUUUACAAUGUGAGAGAAACUAUAUGAGGUUAUCUUGGGUUUUUGUUGUUGUUGUUGUUAUAAACUAUGUGGAAUCAAUUAAUUUGUUGCUCUUAGUGUAAACAACUCUUUAGCUUUAUAUUUACAGAUGAUACAGCUAGACAUAGAAGUGCUUGAGUCUCAUUCAUUUUAUUUUGAAAGUUGAACUAUUUCAAUUUUUGUCACUAAAAUAAAUGAUACUCAAAAGCGCUUAGGUUGGCUUGUCCAGGUGUAAUCCUUUCCCAACUGGAGAGCACAGAGCAGAUGUUUUAAGAGUGCAGGGCCACCUGUGCCCUCAGAAAGGAGUCCCCCUGUUACUACCAGGUUAAGCAGGUAAAAGAUUGCAGACGUCUGUUCCCUUCAAAUAUUAAUGGAAUUUAAAAAUGUUUAACUUGGGCUGAAUUUUCCAUUCACAGGGGAACUUGGUAGUGUUAAUAAAACUCUUCCUAAUGGAAUGCCAUUCAUAGACAAGUGUUGCCAAAUACAGUCAGUGUCACAUUGAUAAAAGGGUUUGAUCAUGAUGUGCAGGAGGGUUUUUUUGAUAUAUGAUUGCAAUAAAUUAGUUUCUUUGCACAUUUAUUGUAAUAUUCCCAUAGAACAGUGAGAUACUCUUGCUUUCUAAGAAAACAGAAAUUGGAACAUUAUACCGUAUCACUUAUUUAUAUUCCUUUAUGGCACAUUUUAAUUGUUCCAUUUAUGCUUUUCCCUUUCUGCCAUGCAGAUUUGACUAAUGACCUAGGUUAAAAUCAAAUUUCAUUCCACUGAAACCAGUUGAAUUCUGGUAUCAUUGCUAAUCCUUUAUUAUUGUUGUGGUAACUUAAUGUCAUAUGUCUACUCAAAAAAUAAAAUCCCAUUACAUGAGUAAAGGAUAUAGCUUGAAACUGCAGUCCUAAAUACAUUAUAACAGAAGCCCCAUUGAAUAUUGUUGGAUUUAGUAGGGGUGCACACAGAGAAGAAGAUUAGCUUCAGUCCCCAGCUGAUACUUGGGAAAACAUCAUACGCACCUUGGGUGAUUUGAAGCCCCACACCACUGCAGAUUGGAUUUAGGGCCUGUUUCUAUUUCCCUUCUUCAUUUGAAGUCAAAAGAUGGCUAGAACAUUUUUGUUUGACAGGCCGAGAUGAAAUCUUCAGAAAUAGUAAGACCAUAAAAGGAGAUGACAUAUAGUGAAUUUCAGACAAAUCAGUGCAGAAUGGGUUAUGUGCAAAAUGAAACAAAAUGCUUUGAAAUUAAAAUAAGCCCCAUUUGCAAAAUGCCUGUUACAGCCUUGGGUUUCUCUUGUCAGGGAAGCUCUUGUUGAGGCAUUAGUUCACAGUCAUCGCACCACUUCAGUGAGGGACAAGAGACAGCUUCCCAUAUUCCAUCAGGAAUCUUGAUGAAGGAACGAAAGGGCAAUUCUUUCUUUUCUUCAAAGGCAUUGGCAAAUGCUAAAAAUUGUUAUGUGCAGAGCCUUUUAAUACACAUGUGGCCAGAAACAAAUCUCAAAUGGAUACAGUCUCAGAAAAUAGCCAGCUUAAUUAAAAUAUACAGGACACACAAAAAAUAAUGACUGGUUAGAAGAUGAAAUACAGACCAGUAGAGGUACCCCCUCCCCCAGCAAAGCCAGCUCUGGCUUAUAAAAACUAGUAUUACAGAUAACUAAUAAGGACAAUUGAAACAAAAAAUGCAAUUGAGUGCAAAAAAUGACAAAGCAAUUACAGUCACUGGAUAGGUACAUAAAGUAAACUUCUAACUGUAAAUAGAUCCAUUUACUCCAUGCUAAAACUACUUAGUUUCCUCCUGUUGAACUUUGUUGUGUUCCUUCCAAUAUGAGGUGAUUCUCAACUUUUUAUUUUAGAAAUUCACCUUUUUAUACCCCUCAUUAGUUAAUUUUUUUCUAUACUCCCCAGUUACUCAGGCAGCCUCUGACCCAGAUGGUUUGCAGUUAUCCUUAUUUGCAGUUACAAUAGGACAUUUCAAAUAGAUUGUGCUCUGAUGGAACAAAACUUCACAUACUGUGAGUCUUUUUCCUAUAGGGAACAAUGGCAAUUCAAAUUAGUCUCAUUUUUUUGGUCCUAGAACCACCAAAGAAAGUGUGGUGACAGUCCAUCGUGAGAGCUACCUCCCACACAAAAAAUUGCCAAGGGGUAACUCUUAAAAUUGUUAAAUGUUUUUAAAAACCCUAUAACCGAUAACGGAAACAGUAGUUCAGCAUGCUCUCGGCAAGCUUGCUGCUUGCAGAAAUAGCCAUAGAAUGGAGCCCAGUGAAGAAGCACCAUCAGGGGGCUCAGGUCAGCAGUUCAUGGAAGAACAGCAGCAAAAGCAUGGAAACUUUAACUUCUCCAUAACAGAAUUGUUCAAAUUCAUCUUGCUUACCCAGGAGGCCCCAAUCUUCCUUAUGUCCAAAAUGGUUCUCAUCUAUCUGCUUGCCCAUUAACCAACCUCCCUUGCACUGAUGCCCUCUCCUGCUCAAAUAGCUCUGGACAACAGUUGCAGGGAGAGAGCCGGUGCCCCCUGCUUUAUGGACUCCUGCCUUCAUUAUGACCUGGAAGAAUGAAAGAAAAGGUAGAUAAAAGCUGUCAACACCCAGGGCUCCUUGUUUGGAAAACAGGCCCUUUUGUUUCAUGGUUAGCACCCUUGAGAAAUAGCUAUUUUGAGUGCAGAGUAUUUUGCAUGUCUUGGUGCAAGUGUUUUUAUAAAAUAGAAGUUACAUCAUGAUUUUUUUUAGAAAAUGGAAAUUGCUGAUUACUUCUAGGCUGGCUUGGUGAAAUGUUUCUGAGAGCAGGCCUGUUAGAUUCCUUAUGAAAAGGUUCAGGGUGUUUUGUGCAAAAGUAUUUCUAUUUUGAGGAGGAGGGGUUCUGUUUUUUGUGGGCAAUUGAUAGAAUAAUGGACAGUCUAGAGGUAGCAACUAAGGAACACCCCCUCAGUUACAGUGCUUAAGGCCACAGUCCUUAACAUAUUUUUACUCAGGAGAAAGCCUUUUUAAGAACCAUGACAAUGCCAACGUGUAUGGAUUUUAGAUGAUCAAGAAAAAUAGCAGACUAGAGCUACCUUUGUGUUGGAAAACUUUACAUUUCCCCUAUCAGAAACAAAGCUAUAUGUACUGAAUCACAGGAUAAGACUCUCCUCCUUUCAAUACUGGUAGCUCAGUGCUGGAGUUUUCAGGUUGUAAGCCUACAUUAUGGAAUUAAUUGUUGUUGGAAGGAAAUAUUUGUUAUGGAAACCAUCAGUCAGGAGUUUGACAGAUGGAUUUCGCUCUUGAAAAGUUAAUUUUUCAAGCUCAGGUGCCCAUUUGACUCUCAAGAAAAUAUGAUCAUCUGUGGCUAAUGAAACAGAGAAAGACUGAAUCAGUAUUAUCUGUCCCUGAAUGAAUUACAAAUGCCAGCCACACUCAGGUAAGCCUGUGGUCUGAUAAUCCAAUAAUGAAAAUUAUAUGCAGUCUGCCAGUCUGAAAACUAUACAUAUAGGUUUAAUAGACACCAAUAGAUUUGCAUGUAGAUGUACAUAUGUACAUCUUUGGAUAUAUGUAUAUUUUGUCCUUAUUGAAACAGGAUGGUGUUGGUGUAUUUGACAAUUCAAAUUACUGAAAGUUUAUAGAAAAUAAUUGUUGAUGCUACAAAAUGGAUUUGUUAUUUUUUUUGAAGUUUGAUUUCCAUUAAUGCAGUAUUUCAAAAAAGCAAUUUAAAAUACGCCUUUAUUGGAAUUACUCCUAUCCUAUUGAUAGUACUAGAUACAAAAAUCAUUGUUCUCAUAGCUGGAAAAGUAAAAUGGAAAACAAUCAUACUUUUUGUUUUUUAGAAUAGUAAACUUGUACUAUGAAAAGUUGGGCUUGUAAGAAAAAUUAUUACAGUAAUUUUUGUAAGAAAUAAAGUUUGAAUUUUUUUUUUAAAAAGGGUUUACAGCUUAUUGAAUAGGUGACAUCUAAUGUUUCAGGUGAAUUUUCACUUCAUUCUGGCUACUAGAAAUACUUGUUGUCUGCUUCUAUGAAUACAUGUGAAUAUGUACUGAAACACUUCUACAUUUGUAGUGAAUGGAAAGAAAUCUCAUCCCAAAAGGUUCAGAGACAAGUUAAAAGACAACUUAAAUCUGAUCUCAAACCUGAUCUCUCAGUCUAGGUAGUGGACAGAGACAAUCAGACUCUGAAAACUCAAAUGACAAAAAUUUCAUUCAGAAGUGAGGAGGUUCCUUCUUAGAUGGGCAUGUAAAAAUGGAAGAGACCACCCCCAUUUUGUUUUUGUUCUUUGCCAGUCUUUCAUGGGAGGAGCAGGAGCAUCUCUUGCCUGGUAAGCCGUGCCCAAACUUGGGGAGUGUUGGAGAUAACAGGAAGAAUACAACAAACUGGGAACUAAUGAAAGCUACUCAUGGGAUUAGGAGUUACGGAUUUAUUUUAUGAGAAUGAACUGAGAGGUAUAUGUCUUUGUUAACCCUUUGCUUGUUGUGUUAAACUCUGCAAAUAUCAAUUGUUACUUUAUCUCCUGCCUUCUUUUGGCUUUCAACUCCCAUUUAGUUCCUUAAGGUUGAGGAAUGACGCUGCCAACUUUCAAAAGCUGGUCAAUUUCUCAGAAGUCCAGGCGGCUUCACAGUUGUGCACCUUGAAGGUGUAGCCAUCUUCUCCGAUAACUGGGAGGAACAAAAGCGACAUAAGUCAUGCAACGCAUCUAAGUCUGGAAUGAUGAUUAAAGCCAAGAAAUGUCAAAUUGACCUUAAUCAGGUCAUGUAAUUUAUGCCACAAAGUGGGGUGAGGUACCAUUUCCAUCUUAGUAGCCAAGUUGAAUGCUGUUAUAGAAAAGCCCAUUCCUUAAGACAAAGAGACUAUGUGGGGUUACAACAAUAGUAAUUUAUUAAAUUUAUAUCCC
Python bivittatus (Burmese python) is the source of this 6488-nucleotide messenger RNA. RefSeq names its product pyruvate dehydrogenase kinase 1 (gene PDK1). The record is from RefSeq and is a predicted model, not a curated record. Gene Ontology annotation, cellular component: mitochondrion. Gene Ontology annotation, biological process: regulation of glucose metabolic process; protein phosphorylation. Gene Ontology annotation, molecular function: pyruvate dehydrogenase (acetyl-transferring) kinase activity. Lineage: Eukaryota; Metazoa; Chordata; Lepidosauria; Squamata; Pythonidae.